This is a messenger RNA of Prorocentrum cordatum, 432 nucleotides long. NCBI's taxonomy places the organism in Eukaryota, Dinophyceae, Prorocentrales, Prorocentraceae. The record is from the annotation of a GenBank genome assembly.
AUGGGGGAGCUGCGCAGUGGCAGCAGCAGUGCGAGCGCGAACCCAGUGAAGCUGGAGAACCCGCUGUGGCCGAACAUCCAGGCGAACAAGGAUUCGAUCACGUCUACCCUGUCGAAGUACCAGGCUGAGAUGAAGAAGCUGAAGACGCUCCGCGCGAAGCUCCACAAUCACGCCAAGACUGCCAAGGACAGUGACAAAGGCCAAUAUGACACCUGGGCAAAGGAGGCUGACAAGACCCUCAAGAGCGCGACUGAUCACGAGGAGGCGGUGGAGCUCCUGAUCGAGAAGACGGGAAUCACUCACGAGACGAACGAGAAGAAAGAGGAUUAUGCCAAUCUGAACAAGGAUCUCGCAGCCAUGAAGUCCACCGCAGAGCACCACCUGGACGGCAUCAAACUGGCGGCCAGGAGGUUCUCGCGCUACGUGGAGUGA